AUGGAAAAAGAAUAUCACAAAAAAUGUGUUAUGCAAGCCACUUCAUUUCUCAAUAUAUUAACUGGAAAGCAGCUGGAUAUCGCGUCUCAGUUGGAUAGUCAACGCACCAAAGAGAUAUCUGAAAAUAGGGCUGCAUUGGAACCAAUUAUUCGCACAAUUCUUUUUUGUGCAGAACAAGAAUUACCUCUAAGAGGCGAUCAUAAUAGCGGUGCUCUAUCUUUGACACGACCUAAACAAAAAGAUGGAAAGUUCAGAGCUCUUUUACGGUUCAGAAUUGAGUCUGGUGAUCAAAAUUUAGAAAAACAUGUACUCAAGAGCUCCAAAAACGCUACUUAUUUGAGCCCUAUCAUCCAAAAUGAAGUUAUUCAGACGUGUUCUGACAUUAUCACUGAAAAAGUUAUUCAUAGAAUUUCUAAGGUACAAUGUUUUAGUCUCCUUGGCGAUGAAACAAUGGAUGUUUCAGGGACCGAGCAGCUUUCGCUAUGUCUACGGUACGUCGAUAUACCAGAUCUACAAGCUCCUAUUCUUCGUGAAGAUUUUAUCGGAUUUAUCCCAAUCAAAGAUCAGUCUUCUGAAAAUCUGACGAACGUUAUUUUACAGCGAUGUGAAGAGCUUAAUCUCGAUAUGACCAAGUGUAUUGGGCAAGGAUACGAUGGGGCAACAAAUAUGGCGGGUCAUUUGAGUGGCGUUCAAACGAGAAUUAGAGAUAAUUAUCCGAAGGCAAGAUACAUUCAUUGUGCCAGUCACCGUUUGAACCUUGCUCUGUCGAAUGCAAUGUCUGUUCCAGCAAUACGCAAUUGUCUUGGAGUUGUUAGUCAGGUUGUAAAUUUGUUCAGAAAUCAUUCGAAUGCAAACAAACUUUUUCAAGACACUAUCCAAGAACAUGCUCCAGACAGUAAAAAAAAACGACUUCUUCGGCUUUGUGACACAAGAUUUAUCGAAAGACAUGACAGUAUUAUUGUAUUUUUAGAACUCCUCGAAUGCAUUGUCAUGUCUUUAGAUGAAAUUGCUCAAAGAACAUGGAACAUAUCUUCAACGGCAUCAAUUCUUCACACAGCUUGCCAAAAAAGUGAAUUUUUAGUGAGCCUUGUUGUUUGUGAAAAACUAUUCAGUUUGACUCUUCCGCUGUCGGUUUUUCUCCAAAAAAAAUCUUCAGAUUUCGUUUCCGCUGUAAAUUAUACAAAUGAUAUAUUGAGUGCACUCCGAAAAAUGCGGGAAACUGCUAGCGACACUUUCAGAGGAAUUUUUCAAGCAGCGUCGAAAUUUUCAGCGGACCUUUUUGACGCUGAACUUCAAGCUCCAAGAGUUGCAUCACGACAGAAAUCUCGUGUAAAUAUACAAACGACAUCGAAUGAAGAUUAUUUCAGAGUCACCACAUUUAUUCCUUGUAUCGAUGCUUUAAUACAAAAUUUGACGGAUAGAUUUAUCAAGAAUGAAGAUAUUCUCUCAAGUUUUCAACUGCUACUUCCAGGAUAUGCUUCCGAGAAAAAAAUGGAUGAACUGGAAAAAUUAGGUCCAUACUUUCAAGACGAAAUGUCAUUGUCCGCAGUUCAAGCUGAGUACAAGUUAUGGUGUGCCAAAAUGUCAUCAAUUGACUCAUCGACUGAAAUUUUGAAACUGUUGGAAUAUUGUGACAGAACAUUUUUUCGCGCGAUUAAUCUUCUUCUCAAGGUAUUGGCUACUAUUCCAGUCACAACGGCUAGCGUUGAAAGAUCGUUUUCUACAAUGAAGAGGAUAAAAACUUUACCUCGUAGUGUGAUGGGCCAUGACAGACUAAGUGCACUCGCGAUGAUGACAAUUCACUGGGAUACUAUUGUUGAUCCGGAAGAAGUGCUCAACUACUGUAUGGCCAAACAAAUAUCAAUUACAAAGUUGCUUAGCCAACUUUCUCCAUAA
Molecule: messenger RNA, 1896 nt
Organism: Daktulosphaira vitifoliae (grape phylloxera)
Lineage: Eukaryota; Metazoa; Arthropoda; Insecta; Hemiptera; Phylloxeridae
Product: 52 kDa repressor of the inhibitor of the protein kinase-like
Exons: 2
Coding region: 1-1896 (631 amino acids)
Molecular function (GO): protein dimerization activity
Source: RefSeq, a predicted model, not a curated record